GAGGAGGCGGCAAGCGGGCGGACGGUCGCAGGCCGGAGAGAAAGCGAGACAGAGAGGAGGAAGGCAGCCGCGGCCGCUCCCCCCAGCCCCCGCGGACAUCGGGCUCUCUUCUCCGCCGGGCGGCUGGUGCCGGCGUCGCUUCUUCUCGCCAUGUCGGUGAAUAUGGAGGAGCUAAGGCACCAGGUCAUGAUCAACCAGUUCGUGCUGGCCGCGGGGUGUGCGGCAGACCAGGCAAAGCAGCUGCUGCAAGCGGCCCACUGGCAGUUCGAGACCGCCCUGAGCACGUUUUUCCAAGAAACAAACAUUCCCAACAGCCACCAUCACCACCAGAUGAUGUGCACACCUAGCAACACGCCUGCCACACCACCCAAUUUCCCAGAUGCCUUGGCCAUGUUUUCCAAGCUGCGCGCCUCGGAGACCCUGCAGAGCAGUAAUAGUCCCAUGACAGCGAUGGCGUGCUCCCCUCCUGCAAACUUCAGCCCCUUUUGGGCCUCGUCUCCACCCAGCCACCAGGCCGCCUGGAUCCCGCCCUCCUCUCCCACAGCUCACAGCCUCCACCACCUCCACCACCCUCAGCCCACAUGGCCCCCUGGGGCACAACAGGGGGCUUCCCAGCAGAAAGCUGUGGCUGCCAUGGAUGGUCAGAGAUAAGACUUUGUGCUGCUGGGGCCCGGGCUGGGGG
This is a messenger RNA of Gracilinanus agilis (Agile Gracile Mouse Opossum), 682 nucleotides long. RefSeq names its product UBA like domain containing 2 (gene UBALD2). The coding region runs from base 151 to 651 and encodes 166 amino acids. NCBI's taxonomy places the organism in Eukaryota, Metazoa, Chordata, Mammalia, Didelphimorphia, Didelphidae. Gene Ontology annotation, molecular function: protein binding. The transcript is spliced from 3 exons. The record is from RefSeq and is a predicted model, not a curated record.